AUGUGCUUUGACCGUAGGAAGGUCAGGAAAAAGCUAAAGUCAUGCAAGCGGUCAUGUGAAGAAUGUGAACGGAAUCUCAAAAAUGGAACCGUGCCGGAGAAUCCAAACGCGGAGGUAUUUAUUUGUGUCUCAUGUGGUUGUCUUACUUGUGCUACUCAUGCAAAGAAACACUAUGAUGCUCCUCGCACUGGAGAAAAACAUCCUCUAUUAUUUAAUCUUGAAAACUGCCAAAUGAGGUGUGAGGCAUGCGACCUUGUGCUUCCUUCUCUAGAUGAUCCCCAAGAUCUCGUCAGAUUGUUUUGUAAUGAAUAUAGGUCAUUCGUAAAACCAAAGCUGAUUCAAAAAUAG
Messenger RNA from Cooperia oncophora, 348 nucleotides. Lineage: Eukaryota; Metazoa; Nematoda; Chromadorea; Rhabditida; Trichostrongylidae. The record is from the annotation of a GenBank genome assembly.